UGGGAGAGGAAAUGAAACUCUUUUGGGUAAGAGGACAAGGUAAAGGAAGAGUCAUAUUUCAUCUAAGAAGUGAAGGAAGAGAGUUACAAGGAAGUAAGUCACCUCUUCUCUCAUUGGCUUGUGAUUGUCAGUUAACUCAUCAUGUAAACCCAAGACGCAGUCACAUACAAAGACGAAGAAGAUACUAGACACUCCACAGAGACGCAGCACAAAAUUAUACCAUGCCAAACUACAAACUCACUUAUUUUAAUAUGAGGGGGAGAGCAGAAAUUAUUCGUUAUAUAUUUGCAUAUUCGGACAUAAAAUAUGAAGACCACAGAAUAGAACAAGCUGAUUGGCCUGAAAUCAAACCAACUCUUCCAUUUGGCAAAAUCCCUGUUUUGGAAGUCGAUGGACUUAAUCUUCAUCAGAGCCUAGCAAUAGCAAGAUACUUGACCAAAAACACAGAUUUGGCUGGAAAAACAGAACUGGAACAAUGUCAAGUUGAUGCUAUUGUGGACACAUUGGAUGAUUUCAUGUCAUGUUUUCCUUGGGCAGAGAAAAAACAAGAUAUAAAGGAGAAGAUGUUUAAUGAGCUACUUACAUUUGAUGCACCUCAUCUUCUGCAAGAUUUGGACACAUACUUAGGGGAAAAAGAAUGGUUUAUUGGUAACUCUGUAACUUGGGCAGAUUUCUACUGGGAAAUUUGCAGUACUACACUUUUAGUCUUUAAACCUGACUUGCUGGACAUCCAUCCCAGGCUGGUGACAUUACGGAAGAAAGUCCAAGCGAUUCCUGCCAUUGCUGACUGGAUACAACGAAGGCCCCAAACCAAACUCUAGGUGAGGCCUGCUGCCUCGACUUUGUUCUUCACAGCAUUGCUCCCAUCAGAUAAGAAGCCACACAUCAGCAUGCCAUAGUAUACAUACUACCCUCAUUUGCUCCAUUAAGACUUUCGCUUUUGCCAUAUUCUGCU
Molecule: messenger RNA, 955 nt
Organism: Pteropus alecto (black flying fox)
Lineage: Eukaryota; Metazoa; Chordata; Mammalia; Chiroptera; Pteropodidae
Gene: HPGDS
Product: hematopoietic prostaglandin D synthase
Exons: 7
Coding region: 222-821 (199 amino acids)
Biological process (GO): glutathione metabolic process
Molecular function (GO): glutathione transferase activity
Source: RefSeq, a predicted model, not a curated record